Suillus paluster is the source of this 2863-nucleotide messenger RNA. RefSeq lists its product as uncharacterized. Lineage: Eukaryota; Fungi; Basidiomycota; Agaricomycetes; Boletales; Suillaceae. The record is from RefSeq and is a predicted model, not a curated record. Gene Ontology annotation, biological process: protein deubiquitination. The transcript has 14 exons. The coding region runs from base 58 to 2610 and encodes 850 amino acids. Gene Ontology annotation, molecular function: protein binding; zinc ion binding; cysteine-type deubiquitinase activity.
CGAGUUCUGACCUUUCAAAUCGACCACCAGUGACCACGAACACGGGCAUUUUCUACGAUGUCAACUUCUGCAAGUUGUCCUCAUGCUCGCGAAAUAUCUGCCUUGAGAGAGCCAAAACUAAGCCAGUCAGUUCAUAGGGAGGAAUGUACGCAAUGCUUUGAUAAUCAGGAUGGCCCUACGGGCAUCGAUGUUUGCUUGCUGUGCUUUAACGGAUCAUGUCUCGACUCAGAUCGUCAUCAUACGCGUACCCAUUUCCUCCGAUCAGGACAUUCAUUCACUCUGAAUGUGAAGCGUACCCCGAAGAAGAAGGUUUCGAAUCGCGCUGAUGGAGAAGAGCCACCGGCUAAAAUGAAAAGGCUUGCCAUAAAUGAGGAGCGCGAAGAGGACAAAUACGAGCACACCUCUGUGUUCAAGUGUUGGAAGUGUGAUCUGCAAAAUGGAAAAGAAGUAGCGAUCGACGGUGCAAAUACCAAGCGUCUAACUGAUGGUGUCAUGUUGUCGCUUUCAUCUGCACGUCAAUCUGAAGUUAAAGCAUGGGAAGAGGAGAUCACCGCUUGCGAACAUACACUUUGUCUGGAGCAGCUCCAGAGCGGGACUAUACCACAAGAAGGUCUAGCUCAUUGCGCCUCCUGCGAGCUCACUUCAAAUCUCUGGCUUUGCCUUACUUGUGGUGCUCUUGGAUGCGGUCGUGCCCAAUUUGGUAGCACUGGUGGUAACGGCCAUGCGCUGGCACAUUUCAAUGUGACCCAACAUCCUGUAUGCGUAAAACUUGGAACUAUUACGCCUGAGGGCGGAGCUGACGUAUACUGCUACGCAUGUAAUGAUGCCCGUGUCGACCCAGAGCUUGCAACCCACCUCGAUACCUUUGGUAUCAAUAUAGCGGCACAGAAGAAAACUGAGAAGAGUAUGACUGAACUUCAAAUCGAUCAAAAUCUCCUGUUUGACUUCUCCCUCACGGCCGAGGACGGUUCUGCGCUUCAGCCGAUCUUUGGUGCUGGUGCUACGGGUCUCAGUAACCUCGGAAACAGUUGCUAUAUGGCCUCGGUUCUCCAAACUCUGUUCUCACUCCCCCUUUUCCAAAUGCGUUAUUAUGGUAAAGGACCUUCCGCCACGAGUUCCAUUUAUGUCUCUCCGAGAGCAGCCACUCACUGGGCGAACUGCACUCAAGCCCUCCCUGCAGAUUGCCUGGAAUGUCAGAUGUUCAAGCUUGCUGAUGGUUUACUCAGCGGACGGUACUCUAAGCCUCACUCAGAUCAUGAACAGGCUCCGACUAACGCUCUCGCACACCCAACACCUGAACAUACGUCUUGGCAGGCGGGCCUGAAGCCAGCAGGACUCAAGGCUCUCGUUGGUAAGGGACACGCUGAGUUCGCCACCAUGCGCCAGCAGGAUGCGGAAGAGUUCUUCGGUCACCUAUUGACGGUACUUAGACGAUUCAAUCACCAAAAUACUCGCGGCGUAUCAGAAGAAUCUGAACCAACCGAAACGUUUGCCUUUGGCCUCGAGCAACGUCUUCAGUGCCAGUCCUGCCACAGGGUUAGGUAUCGCGUGGACACGAUGGAUGUCCUUAGUCUUGGUGUACCCGCUCAUGAACUCGCGGGUGGCGAAGCGGAUACGGGUCCGGGAGCGGUGGAACAAGGCACCCCAGACGAAGAUGGUCCCGGAAAGAAGCGGUACCGUUCCGUUUCUUUGGAGCAGUGCUUGAACCUAUUGCUCGGACCGAGUGGACAAGAAGCUCUGGAGUACCAGUGUGAGGGAGGCUGCGGAAAAGUACAUGCCGUCAGGCAGAUGCAGUUUACUACUUUCCCUGACGUUCUGGUGUUGCACGCAAAGAAGUUCCAGCUUGUGAACUGGGUCCCCACGAAGCUAGAUAUACCUGUGAUCCUUCCCGAGAAUGACGAACUUAAUCUCGAUAACUACCUCGGUCAUGGACUUCAACCUGGCGAAGUGGAGCUACCAGAUAGCUCCAAUACUUCAGGUCCUUCACAGCCCGAAGUUGACGCCGAAGCACUCUCUCAGCUUGAGGCUAUGGGCUUCCCUACCGUCAGUUGUCAGAACGCUCUCAUUUCAACGGGCAACGCUGGGGCUGAAGUCGCCAUGGAAUGGUUAAUUAUGCACAUGGAGGACCCAGACAUCAACACACCCAUCCAAACAUCAGGUUCUGGAAAUGGCAAUGCACCAGAACCACCCGCAGAGCAAGUAGCGAUGCUUGCUGAUAUGGGCUUUACGAGUGCGCAAGCUAAGAAGGCGUUGAGGGAGACUGGCGGAGAUGUAGAACGCGCCGUCGAAUGGCUAUUUAACCAUCCCGAUGACACUGGUGAAGAUACCUCGCCCGCCACUUCAUCUUCAGAAGCCACAAAGGCACCACCUGGUUCAUCCCGCUUGCCUGCUCGAUACAGGCUGAAGGCCUUCAUAUCACACAAAGGCCCAAGCGUUCAUUCGGGACACUAUGUUGCACACAUUCGUAUGCCGAGAGGCGAUGCGAUGGAUGUGGAUGAUGGUGGUGGAGAUUGGGUUCUUUUCAACGACGAGAAGGUUGUGCGAGCGGAUGGAACGAGCGUCGAGGAUUUGAAGAAAUUGGCGUAUAUGUAUGUUUUCGAGAGGGCGUGAAAGAAGAUGUGAACAGGCGAAAGCUAAGUUGUGCUAAAGACGAAAUGCUCAGGUGUAUUUCUAGUUUACACGUGCUGGAUCGGAAUGUAGAGUUAUCCUCAGGCGGUCCUCGUUACCACCUCAGACCAGUCAAGGAUCAAUCGCUCAUGAUCUUUGUGAUCGGUCCACCAGCGUUUUGAAAUGUCACUCUCCUCAGCAGACCUCGGCUCGCCCGGGUGCACUUGGACAAGUCUAAAUGACUUCCUGUGGCUUG